Amaranthus tricolor (Joseph's coat) is the source of this 1990-nucleotide messenger RNA. RefSeq lists its product as uncharacterized. Bases 242 to 1801 code for a protein of 519 amino acids. The record is from RefSeq and is a predicted model, not a curated record. Gene Ontology annotation, cellular component: cytosolic small ribosomal subunit. Lineage: Eukaryota; Viridiplantae; Streptophyta; Magnoliopsida; Caryophyllales; Amaranthaceae. Gene Ontology annotation, molecular function: tRNA binding; protein binding; mRNA binding. Gene Ontology annotation, biological process: translational initiation. The transcript is spliced from 14 exons.
AGCUUACGGUUCAAAUUCCAACUCCAAAGAUCCAUAUUGAAAGAUCCAAUAUCAACAACCCAAAACCAAAAAAAAAAAAACCAGAUACCAUUAACCCAACAACAUUUCCCUUGCAUCUCUAUUAUAAUUCAGAGGUCAUCGGCUCCGGCGUCUCACAACCGUUUCUCCCCUUGUCUGCUCCAGUGUUCCUCUUACUGGUUGCGUUUGGUUAGUACUUUGCAGCUUAUUUCGUUACACAAAUAUGGCUGCUGCAAAGCCUCCACCGUCUUUGGAGAUAUUAGUCCGUGAUCAAGAAGGAUCUUGUAUAUGGACUGUUCCACCCUUCAACAAUGGUGAACCAAACACCAGGAUGCCGAAAGUUCCUUGCAGUAGUGCUAUGUUUAGUGAAGAUGGUUCUAGGCUUAUGGUGGUUAAACCUGAUGGAAUUAUAAGUAUUUUUGAAUGCAAUACCUACAAAGAGAUUAGAUUCAUUCAAGUUCCUAGCCUUGCCGCUGCAAAUCUAUCACCCCGUGGGACAUACCUUCAGACAUUUCAGAAACAGUCAGCCCCUCAGGAGAAAAAUGUCAACAUAUGGAGUGUUGAGACGGGCGCUUCUGUGUAUAGUUUUUCUCAGAAGAACAUAAGUAAAACCACCUGGCCCUCUAUUCUAUUCAGCUCGGACGAAGUUGUUGCAUGCCGGCUUGUCACAAAUGAACUGCAGUUUUUUGAUCCUGCUGAAUUCUCCAAAGGAUUUGUAUCUCGCUUCAGAAUUCCAGGAGUGGCAGCGGCUCAGCUUUCCAAACGUCCUGGUUCAUAUGUUGCGGCAUUUGUUCCUGAAUCAAAGGGAGUUCCUGCAAGUGUCCAGAUAUUUCCAUGUGGAAGUGAUGCCUCUAGCCAGCCUGUUGCACGGCGUAGUUUCUUCCGCUGCACAACUGUGCAAUUACAUUGGAACUAUGGAUCUACUGGUCUUCUAGCUGUGGCUCAAGCGGAUGUUGAUAAAACGAACCAAAGUUACUAUGGAGAGUCAAAAUUGAAUUACUUGACAACCGAUGGAGUUCAUGAAGGCCUUGUACCUCUUCGCAAGGAAGGACCCAUUCAUGAUGUUCAGUGGUCCAACUCGGGUUCAGAAUUUGCUGUUGUUUACGGAUUUAUGCCUGCUAAAGCUACAGUAUUUGAUAAGAAGUGCAACCCACUCCUCGAUCUUGGUGAAGGCCCGUACAACACUAUCAAAUGGAAUCCCAAGGGAAGAUUUUUGUGCUUGGCUGGUUUCGGAAACUUACCUGGUGAUAUGGCUUUCUGGGAUUUUACCGAGAAAAAGAAGCUUGGAACAACUAAAGCUGAGUGGUCUGUAACUAGUGAAUGGUCUCCUAAUGGGUGUUUCUUUAUGACCGCAUCAACUGCACCAAGACGUCAGGUUGAUAAUGGGAUCAAGAUUUUCCACCACAACGGUUCGUUGUAUUACAAGAAAAUGUUUGACAAAUUGUUCCAGGCUGAUUGGAAACCCGAAUCAGCAGAUAGUUUUGGUGAUGUUGCUGAAGCUGUAAAGUCUUUUGGUUCAUUGAAGAUUGAAGAUAUCAAAUCACAAGGACAAGGGUCAAAGGCGUCCCAAAGUGCUACAAAAGCCAGCUCGGGAAAUCUACCGCAGAAACCUGCUGCAUAUCGACCACCUCAUGCUAAGCAGGCGGCUUCUGUUAAGGCAGAGCUAUUAGGAGGGAUGGAUACACAGGAAAUGAGUAAAAACGCGUUGAAAAACAAAAAGAAAAGAGAAAAGCAGCGGGAGAAGAAAGCAGCGGAAGCUGCAUCUGGUGCCAGUGGUUCAUGAUCGAGUGUGACGCUAACAUAGAAUGAGUAGUCGGAAUUUUGCUUCGUUUUGAAAUUGUUGAAUUUAAUUGGUGAAACGUUGUCUUUCAAUGCAAGUAUAACGAUGACAUUAAUUUUGAGGAAUCCUCGGGGAUUUUAUUGAGAAUAAGUAAAGGUGAGUCGAGUAUAAUUAGGGAUUUACAGAUAAAAA